This is a messenger RNA of Canariomyces notabilis, 1562 nucleotides long. RefSeq lists its product as uncharacterized. NCBI's taxonomy places the organism in Eukaryota, Fungi, Ascomycota, Sordariomycetes, Sordariales, Chaetomiaceae. The record is from RefSeq and is a predicted model, not a curated record. The transcript has a single exon. Bases 207 to 1535 code for a protein of 442 amino acids.
UGAUGAACAAAGAAAACGGCAGGUACUAAGGAUAGACUCAUCCAUGCUCAAAGAAGUUUCGAGUGGAUUUUAAGCCAUCCUGCACUUGCACUUGAAUGACCGAAACUGCUAGCAGGCUAGACCAUUCUACCUUGGACAUUAAAUUUCUCCAGUCACCUUCCACACAUCAUACCCGAGUAAGGUACACGUGCGAUCUGCAAAGAACCAUGGCUUCCGAUCCCGCCGACCAGCUGCCUCCAAUCCCGCGGUUCGUGUCAGUUCCCAUCCACACCUAUUUCUCGUACGACCCCGAGGGACUCCGAGAUUACCUCAACAAACACCAAGAACUAGAGCAGAAACUGAGAAUGCGAUACCUGUUUGGUCUCCUGGGAGCCCGGAUUGCGGCAGGUAGCAAGGAUCCAAAGGAACCGGCAGGUACCAAGAAUCCAGAGGAACCAGAAGAUAGCGAAGAUGCAAAUGAAUCGGAAAGAAGCAAGGACGCAAAGGAAUCGACAGGGGCCAAGCAUGCACAUGAGAUUGGACAUAUCCUCUUCGACCUGGCUCCAGGAGAGGACUCACUAUACAGAUGCAGUUAUGUGACAGAAGGCUGGGGCUUAACAGAAGUCCAUGUCCAGCACAUACCUUUUGACGAGGAGAAGGAGAUGAGCAAUCUCGAGUUCUGGGAGGAGAUUUGCGGCUUCAACCCUCAACUAGUACCCAGCCCUUACCCUUUCUCCAAAGCAUACGGCCUCUUUGGCCGCUACGGGCGCUACGAAGGCGUCAUCCACGAGCUCUGCUCCCACGACCUUAGCAAGACAGUAGCACACUUCUGCUGCCCGGUUGAGUCGCUAGAGCCCGCUUAUUGCAAGGGUGAAUCUCAAUCAGGCGAAAAGCGGCCCCUGAUGAUGAUAUGGGAACCGUACUUUGAGGGGAAAUUCUGCGUUCCCAAGAAUCUGGAAAAGAUCAAGAAGGCUUGCGGGCAGUUUGACGUUGUCAUAACCAACCAUGUCGACUUGCAGGCCAUGUUCUCCGAGGACCCGGAGCGAUCAUCCUCCAUCCGCCGCCGUAUCCUCCGGAAACUCCUUGCCCACAGCCCUGUAAUGGAGAUUCUCGCCCGUCGAUUCCGCGUCGAGUCGUAUGCCGACGAACUGCUACGAGCUGGUGUCGGCCGUUCCGGUACGGGAUGGGUGGUGGUACGGGCAGGGACGCGUGGCUGCCUCGUUGCGUCGGCACAGGGCGAACGCGUGUGGCUUGGACCAACGCGGGAAUGCUUUGCGUACGGUGGUGAGGACGACGGUGGGGUUUGGCGUCCCAUGUUUGCUGGGGCACUUGGCUAUGCCGUGUCCAGAGGGGAUUCACUGGUGGAGGCGGCAAAACUUGCAACUGUUGUCUUGGAAUGUCGGAGGUACAUGCCACCACUAUGGGUCGUUACCAAGGAGCCAACCGAGCCAUAUGUGGACAAGGUCCCGUCGCCGUCGAAAUGGUUGCUCCGGCUAGAGGGCCAGCUGGAGAAAGAACUCGAGGAUUACAAAGCAAUAAGUAGCGCAUCUUGGUAGCUUAGUCUAGUAUAGGAACGGACAGCA